UAACGUUUGAAAGAGUGUUAAGGAGAAAACGCUGCGUGGCUUUCUGGAGGAGAGAGGGUUUGCAGUCAGCAACAUAUUGUUGAAAGGAAGUUCUACCGUCGCUGACCUACAAGAUCCGACAGUCGUUGAGAAAGCUAUUGUUACUUUAAACGGUUUGAAUCUUCAAGGUCAAAAUAUGCAAGUAGACGCUAUGGCCCGCCGCAGUCGUAAGGCCACAAAGGUCCAGAUUAAAAAUCUGCCAUCACAUGUUACGCGGGAGGAAGUUGAACAUUUGAUUAACAGCACUCUUGGGACAGGAACUGCUCAAAAAUAUGAAGAAGUUGGAGCUGAAGGAGCAGUAUAUGUAACAUUUGAUACACCAGAACAAGCACAGCAAGCUGUAACAACACUGGAUGGUUAUAACUUUGAUGGUUCACAAAUUAAGGUUGACUUCGCAUCCAACAAAAGUCCUAGACGGCCAAGAACCACUGUAAAUAAUAACUCAGGAAUGAAUCGACCAGAACUUCCCCUUAGGAUAGUUGUGGGCAGUGAGUAUGUUGGUGCAGUUAUUGGAAAAGGAGGACAGACAAUCAAAAACAUAACUUUCCAAAGCAAAGCCAGAGUGGACAUUCAUCGACGAGAUAACAUAGCCCCUGAAACACUUGUGACAAUCAAAGGUUCCCCUGAGGCCUGUUCAAAGGCUUGUAAAGAGAUAAUGAAAGUUGUACAAGCAGAGGCACAGUCUCUAAACAGAGGAGACUGCCCAUUGCGAAUUCUGUGCCCAAACAGUUUGUGUGGCCGAAUUAUUGGAAAGAAGGGAAAUGUUAUAAAGAGUUUUAUGGAAAAAUCCGGCACAAAUAUUGUUGUUUCAAGCUUUGAGUCACCAUACCCUGGCAGUAUGUCUGACAUGAACAGUUAUUACAUGGAUCGUGUUAUAACUGUGACUGGAAAUCUUGAUGAUGCCAUUAAAGCUGAAGAAAUGUUAAGUGAGAAGAUGCGCCAGUGUUUUGAGCAGGAUGCAAAUAUGUAUCAGCAACAGCAAAUGAUGUUUGGUGGCCUCCCAACACUUCCCAUGAUGCCAGGUGGCAUGAAUAACUACCCAGGUGUACGGCCUCCAUAUCCAUAUAUGGGUGGGAAUUAUUAUCCUAGUACAUUUGGAGGUCCAAGUCCUAGCACACCGCAACAACAGCAGCAGCUGGAGGUUGUGUACCUGUACAUACCUGAACAGUCUGUAGGUGCUGUCAUUGGUAGCAAGGGCCAAAACAUCAAAAACAUCAUGCGUCUUUCUGGUGCCCGAAUCAAGAUAAUGGGAGGAGAGAGCAAGAACAGCAAUGCUACCAGUGACAAGCCUGGACAUUCUGCUCCGCAAGCAUUGGAGGAAAGGAAGGUUAUCAUUACUGGCAGCCCUGAGGCUCAGUGGAAGGCUCAGUUCUAUAUCUUUGAAAAAGUGAAGUCUGAAAUGAGGUUAGCUGCUCAAGAUGAGGUUCAUCUACGCUCUGAAGUAGUUGUACCUAAAGCUACCAUUGGACGCAUCAUUGGCAAAGGAGGACAGAAUGUUAAGGAGAUGCAGAGGGUGAGUGGAGCAAUAGUUCAAGUGCCAGAAGACCAGGGAGAUGUAGAAGAAGUGCCUGUCACUAUCAUUGGACAUUUCUAUGCUUGCCAGUCUGCACAACGUCGGAUCCGUGCCCUUAUGACUAAUGUGCAGGGAAUACAACAGCAACAGCAGCCUCGUCGUGGAGGUCGCCCUGGACCAGGGGGUCAGCAACAGGCUAGCCAGCUUUCUCAGAUAAAUGGCAACUAGUAGGAAUGCAGUGCUUGUUAAUCCUACACAAGGCCCAUCAUCCUGCGCAAACUGAUCCAUCAUCAGGCCACAUGAAAGUGUACAAGGGUCUGACCAGUCUGUCCUGUUCUCCUGGCCAAACACCAAAGAGCCUGUCAGCAUCUUCCUCUGUCUUUAUUUUCUCUUAUUUGUCUUGUUUCUUUCACUGGAAUCUGGCAAAAAGGCCCAUCUUAAAGGUAAUUUUAAUUCCGAUUUCAUUUUUCUCACUUGCUCAGAAGUUAACCUUGACCACUGAGCAGUCACAAUAUGCACUUUACCAUAGUCUUUUUUGCAUCAUUUUCUGACCUGAUCUACCACUUUAUCUAAUUAGCAACAUAGCACAAUGUGUGAUUGAUGUAUCGGCGAAUACAGUUUCCACUGCUCUCAUUUUCUCUCUUUGCUUAUGUCACUGUGAAGAUAACUGUCUAUAUGACUGGCUGCUCCUUGUUGGUCAAGGGCAUCUAGACAAGUGGCAGGAUGAUGCUAACAGCAAAAAGAUAAGAAAGUAAACAAUGGUCCUAUUCAGCUUGUUCAAGCUAGACAUGGGUUUCCCUCUUGCACUGGUGGCAGCUAUGUUAUCAGCCAGAUACAGGGAGGUCAAAUUUUGUAAAGAAUGUAUUUUUACUGAAUGAGUUUGAACAAAUUUUAGCUAGACCAUUGUUGAGUGCAUGAUCGUGGUCUUUUUGUAAUGAGAAUGGUUGAGAGAGUUUAUUUUUGAUACUUGCUGAAAUGGAGGAGUUUUUUUCUUUUUUUCAGUUAUUGUUUAAGAUGUUUAUAAGUGGGAUACGGUUUUGUUCCCACCAAAGUUUAAUGUUAUUGACUUAAGAAAAAAGUUGCUGGACAGUGUACUUUCUAUUUCUAUUCAGUUUCAAGCAAUACCCAGAAAGAUGUUUGUGUCAAGACACUUUUUUUUAAAAAAAAAACCAGAUCUAACUCUUAAAAAAAGUUUUUGUCAGUAAUGGCAUCAUUGGCUAGUCAUGUGUUCCACUCACCAUUGAAAUGACUGCUGUUGCUGUAUAAUAUUUUUCUUUUUCAGUUCAGUAACAGAAAAAUUCCUCCAGUGCAAAACAACUACAGCUUGUUGAUGCCUUGUAUAAAGUCAUAAUAGACAGUAAACCUGCCCUUGCUCUUCAGUGUUCAGCUUCGGGAGAAAAUGAAAACACAGAUCUUUUUUCUUGCCCCUACCCAACUAAAAUGAGAAAUACAUGUGUAUGGUGGUACUGCCGAUAGAAAAACUCUGUACAUGGAUGUACUUGCAUUCGCAUUGUUCCGCUCAUCACUACAGCGUAGUUUUCCUUUCUUUGUUCUAUAGCCUGUUAUAAUUUUCAAUUUUUUAAAUCUCUGAACGAAACUCUGCCUGGGUUUACAGUUCAGAAGUGUGUUUAUCUGCAUUGUAUUGAUGCUUAUGGAAACUGCAUAUUUUGCAUUUAGACCAUUCUCAUUUUGACAUGCAAUCUUGUGAAUCAGAUUUGUUUGAGCCAAGUCUUGGAUCGUCUUAAAACAAUCUGUACGUUCAAAAGCACAGGCACAUUGUGGGUUGGGAAAAAAGGAUCAAGGAUUUAAAUGAGCUGAUGAUCCCUCCUUACAUAAUAAUGUGCUUUUGGGAUUGCUGUACAGAACCUUUGGGGAAAAAAAACAAGGUUUUUGUAUUUUGCAAAAGGCUAUUUUGCUACAGAAAAAGUGGACUGCUAAAGCUAAAAGAUUUUUGGAGACCAUUUAGGUGCUUCAGCAUAUUUCCAUAAAGUGUCUGGAUUUAGAUGAAUUGGCAUAAUUUUUUUUUAGUUAGUGUUUUAAUCAAGCUUUUUGGUAAAACUUGCAAAUGCUUAUGAUUUGAGAAGUUGGAUUCCUGAAAUUAUACAGAUUUUGACUUGUCCAAAAGUCUUGUUGGGUUGUUGGCAUGUGUAAUCAACCAGCUUUUUUUUUCUUUUUUUUUUCACUUUUUAAUUUUUCUUCCUUUGGCAGUGGACAUUGAUAAUUUUAAGUCUGCCGUCAUUGGUGUGGCUGUCUUAGGCUUGGCUCAAACCCUGUCGAAUCAGUCGUGGGUCUGCUCAGAGCUAGCACACUGUAGACUAGCACACGUAUGACUUAACAUUGGUUUCUCUUUUUGUUUGCUUACAAUUUGAAACAGUUUUUCCCUUCCUUGGAUGGACAAAGCAGAGGAUAAUAUUGGGCAACAGUAAAUAGCUUUGUUUUGACCUGACAAAAGAACAGAGUUGUUUUGUUGUUGCCAUAAAUUCCACUGCUUACCUUUUUAGGAUGAUUUUGUUUUUGGUUGAUCUUUACAGUUUUACAGUAUUGCAUGUAUCGUGUUUCUGUAUUGAACAACUUACAAAUACUUAAACUACUUCCAUACAGCAAGACAGAAACUCUGCAAUCUUACAACUCCCACUAUUGCUUCCCUUAUCCCACUAACCCCCUCCCCACAAAAAAAAAAAAAAAAUGAAAAAUGAAAAAGGUAGUCAAGUUGACUUGCGAAGAUCAUUCUUUUUUCCUGUUUCUGUACAUCAAUGGCAGGCAAUUUCGAACAUUUCUGGUCUCCUUACUACCACCCAAAAAUAAAUUAUUCUAGUUACAAA
Molecule: messenger RNA, 4374 nt
Organism: Pomacea canaliculata
Lineage: Eukaryota; Metazoa; Mollusca; Gastropoda; Architaenioglossa; Ampullariidae
Product: insulin-like growth factor 2 mRNA-binding protein 2
Exons: 16
Coding region: 176-1780 (534 amino acids)
Biological process (GO): nervous system development; regulation of gene expression
Cellular component (GO): nucleus; cytoplasm; cytosol
Molecular function (GO): mRNA 3'-UTR binding
Source: RefSeq, a predicted model, not a curated record